Pungitius pungitius (ninespine stickleback) is the source of this 5460-nucleotide messenger RNA. It is a transcript of the gene tns3.2, whose product is annotated as tensin 3, tandem duplicate 2. Gene Ontology annotation, molecular function: protein binding. The transcript is spliced from 27 exons. Lineage: Eukaryota; Metazoa; Chordata; Actinopteri; Perciformes; Gasterosteidae. The record is from RefSeq and is a predicted model, not a curated record. The coding region runs from base 489 to 4265 and encodes 1258 amino acids. Gene Ontology annotation, cellular component: focal adhesion.
UUUUUUAUUUAUCAUGCAGGGAAAUAGAGGUGUAAAGUAGCACACUGAUAAAAUAAAUCCGUGGUAUUACUCAAAAUAGUUUCUCUCCCUUAGAAUACAUGGGACGGGUUGGUUCUUAAAAUACAAGAGUUUGUCAAAUCUUUCUAUUUCUAUUCGUCCCCGGAGUGUAUUCAGUCACGUAGGCUCAUUAUUUAUAGUAGGGUAGAGGUAGCACACACGCUAUGACGCCUUAGUCUUGGUUGAUUUCCCAUGCACACCAAUGCUGUCUACUUUAGAGUCCAACAGAGGGCAAAGUGCAAGCUGCACUGUGACUGUAGAGUUUAUCGUGCUCACUCUCUCUUGCUCUCUUUCUCUUCCUCCCUCCCCCGUUGAGUCUCCACCUCGUUUUCUAUCGCAGUCAGACUUUCACUCAUCGGGUGACACAUUUGCUGUGAUUGUCCUGUUUGUUGCAACUUCAGCAAAGGCGGCCCACAUGACCGAGAUCAGUCAUGGAGGAACAGCAGAGAAUCGACCUGACUUACAUCACCGAACGCAUCAUCACCAUAUUCUGCUCCCCUGGAUGUCCAGAGAAGAUCUACCUGCAGAACCUGCAGGAGAUCAUUCUCAUGUUGCGGUCCAAGCAUGGACAUCACUACAUGCUCAUCAACCUCUCACAGAAAAACCAAACUCUCACACACAUGAACCACAAGGUUUUGGACACAGGUUGGGUGGACCUCCUGGCCCCUGACCUGGACCAGAUCUUUAGCGCGUGCAUGACGAUGAGGGACUGGCUGCAAACACACCCGAAGCACGUCCUGGUGCUACACUGCAGGGGGUGUAAAGGCCGUCUGGGCGUUCUGGUGGCUUCUUACAUCCACAUCUGCAACAUGUCAGCCAGUGCAGAACUUUCUCUCGACCAUUUUGCCAUGAGGAGGUUCUACAACGACAAACUGUCAGCUCUGAUGACCCCCUCGCAAAAACGGUAUGUGUGGAUGCUGGGAAGCAUGUGUAAGGGUGGACUCAGGAUGUCUCCCUCACCGUCUUUCCUCCUGUGUGUUGUUCUUCACCGUCUCCCUAAGAUAAGACCAGACGGAGCAUGUUGUCUCUUCCUGAGAGUCUACCAGAGUCUACAAGCUAUUUGCACGUCAGCAGUCUACCAUGUCAAUGCAGCCCAGACGGACCGCCUCUACUUUGUGCUGCAGCCAGCUCAGCUGCUCAAAGGGGACAUCAUGGUGGUUUGUUAUGAUAAAAACAGCCAGUCAGCCAGCCGUCAGGUCGUCUUCCGUCUCCAGUUUCAUACGGGUCUUGUAGUAGGAAACAACCUCACUUUCUGCAAGGCCGACCUGGACUGUGCCAAUGAAGAUGCCCGGUUCCCAGAAGAUGGAAAAGUGGAGCUGUUGCUUUCUGAUAGCCCUGAAAAGAUUACAGGCAGAGAGCUGUGGAGCAACGGACGCUGUGUGACCGUGGACUAUGACACCUUGGACCCUUUGGUCAGACGAGAUUCAUAUCUACACACGUCUCCUCUUGAGACAGCUCCACCUCACACCCCGGGCCCUGGGAAUGGCAGUUGGUUUGGCAAAGUGAGGAAGACGAGUAGCGAGGAAGUAGCUUCGUUCCGCCUGGCCACCAGCAGCCCCGUCUGCAGUGACCGAGCUCCAUCGGCCAGCAGUGACUCCGGCCUGUCUGUUGCCUCUCAGGGGCGGACCUGGGUCGGACAGAGCAGAGGGGCGGGGCAGGACAAGUUUACCCAGGCUGGGAAGCUGCUCUCCGGGUUGGACUUUGAGAUUGCCCAGCCUCUCCCGGAGGUCAUGACUGACCCUGCUGCUUCCUGCGGGUGGCAGGCGGAGAAGACUGGAGGGGAAUCGGAGCUGACACACGCCGUCAACGGAGAGGCCUCGUCCAGCGAGAGGGAAACUGACAUCCUAGAUGAUGAGGACGACGUGGAUGGCGUAGCCCCUCCUGCUUCCGACGUGCCCAGCUCGAGCGGCAUCCGCUCCCUCCCCUCUGAGAACCUGCCUCAAACUGAGAGAUCAGCCCACGCUGAGUACUCCACACACUCCUGGGUUCGGCAGCAGCAGAUGGUCGACGUUGUCGCCGACAACUCCCUCCAAGUCGACGGGGAGGAGGGGUUGAGCCGCGUCAGAAAAGCGAGGCCGCCGCCCAUCGCCCCAUCCCGAGGACACAGCAGCAGGGAAGCGGCGCAGAGAGGGCCGGGGCGCGAGGAUGGCGCGCACAACGUCACACAAAGCACAGACGUUACGCACAACGCACAGUGUGUCCCUGCGGCUUCGGCUUCGCCCUGCCAAGAGGAGGAUCUGUCGUCGUUGACCACAGAUGUUGACGAGUCCAUAGAGCAGCUGAACCAGCUGAUUUUGGAUUUGGACCCCACCUUUGUUCCCGUUCCCACCCGCUGUGCACCGGUGUCGCGCUCCGCCUCCCUCCACUCCAACGGCCUGAGCCACAAGGGAGAUACCCAUCGGUCAGGUUGGAAGCAGCAAACGCAGGCCAGUGAUGUGACGGACUACGCUGGUGUCCCCGCGCCAGAGUGGAGGCCGGGUGGUGCUAAGAGCUUCAGAGGCUCCCCCAUCCGCAGUCCCCCCUUCUCACCAUCUCAGUAUGGGGAUUUCUACAAAACCAACAGCGUGGACUAUCGGGGACAUACAGACAGCCCUGAAAUCGUCCCUGCUACGCCGGGCUUCCCAGUGUCUCCUCCGACACCCUACGUGAAACAUUUUCCAGAGUUUUCCCAGCUCCUGACCGGUGGGCAGUGGGAACAACACAGCUGGACACAAGAAUCCCGCACUUUCCUGGAAGGUGUGAACCACGGCGGCGGCGCCACAGAGGGAGAGCUGUUCAGGUCAGAAGGGUCGGCUCCUCCUGCUUCCUGCCAGAGGAUCUUUGGCUCCACGUGCUCGAUGUCAUCAGACGUCAGCCCCCUCCCACACACGGACAGCUCUACACCUCCUCCUGUGUGGAAUGACCCAAGUCCAAACUCCCUGAACUCUCCGUAUGCCCUCCAGCACUCGCCUCCGCUCUCCCUCAGCUCUCCCAACGCCCACAGCUCCCCCCGGGGGGGUCUGAGAGGCCUGGGCGGAGGUUCGGGGGCGCGCAGGGAGACCGACAGCACCGACCUGUCCUCGUUGCUGUUGGGGAACGGCGGCCUGGAACGCAGCCUGCUGGAGGCCGUGGAGGGCCUCGGGAGCCUGAACCUCGGGGGAGAGGGGGGCCUCCCUCCACUGCUGCCUGAGAAGAGGAGAUGGGGUGAGGGGUGGGAGGUUGGCUCCCGCUCCCCAUCUCUGAGCGGGUUUUCUAGCCCUCACAGCGGCAGCAGUGUCAGCAUCCCUUUCUCCUCCUCAAUGACCCCCGACUCCCUCAGGGGACCCAGUGGGGCCCCGUCCCCUGGAGCAGACUUCGGCAGUAAGCACGACACUGUGAAGUUUGUUCAGGACACUUCCAAGUUCUGGUACAAGCCCGACAUUUCCAGAGACCAAGCCAUCGCAGCGCUAAAGGACAAAGAGCCCGGCUCGUUCAUUGUCAGAGACAGCCAUUCCUUUCGAGGGGCCUACGGGUUGGCCAUGAAGGUGGCCACGCCCCCUCCGUCUGUGCUACAACAGAGCAAGAAAGUGGGGGACCUGUCCAAUGAGCUGGUCAGACACUUCCUGAUCGAGUGCACGCAGAAAGGAGUUCGCCUCAAGGGCUGCCCUAACGAGCCCUACUUUGGAAGUCUCACAGCUCUGGUGUGUCAGCACUCCAUCACCCCUCUGGCUCUGCCUUGUAAACUCAUCCUGCCGGAUAAAGACCCGAUGGAGGAGCCGAGUGACUCUCCUGCACCGACGGCAACGAAUUCAGCAGCGGAGCUCCUCAAACAGGGCGCAGCGUGUAACGUGUGGUACCUGGGCUCUGUGGAGCUGGAGUCGCUGACGGGUCACCAGGCGGUCCAGAAGGCCGCCACGCUGACCCUCUCCACGGACCCCCCCCCGGCGUCCACCGCCGUCCACUUCAAGGUGUCGGCACAGGGGAUCACGCUCACUGACAACCAGAGGAAGUUGUUCUUCAGGAGACACUACGCCGUCAACACUGUCAUCUUCUGCUCUCUGGACCCGCAGGGCAGGAAAUGGACGAGAGGCAGCGGGUCGACUGCAAAGAUCUUCGGAUUUGUAGCCAGGAAAUCUCAGAGUGAGACUGAAAAUAUAUGCCACCUGUUUGCUGAACACGACCCUGAGCAGCCGGCCAGCGCCAUCGUCAACUUCGUCUCAAAGGUCAUGAUUGGGUCACACAAGAAGUGAGUGAAAAGAGUCACCGCAGACUGAAGAGCCUACGGGAGCAACUUCGGGCCCCGACGUCGUAAAAAUAUGAGUGUGGAUCCCCAGAAAUGAAUAAACAGACCUUGAAGAGCCAUAAAAACUAUGAACCCACACACUCCACCACCUGGUCCUGCUGGUCAGUCUUAACAGAUGAACUUUUGUAGAUUGCUGCGACUGCACUACGAGAUGCCGCCACCAGAGGGAGCAAAAACUGUAUGAAGUUAAACUCACCCACAGGAGGCUUUAAGAUGGAUCCUUGGAAUAUAAAAAAAAUGGAAUUUGUAUAAAAUAAGACCCUUUUCCCCAAGGGGUCCAGUAUGAUAGUUAGUUUGCUACUUAGUCUGACUGGAUCCUCAAACACACUGUAAAUGUACUAUAUUAUGCCAAUUUUACCUAGCCUAACAAAUACAACACAUUUACUUGUUAUCAAACCUGGAGAAUAUCUAAUAUUCUUUUUAAGGAAUAUAACUCUAAAAGCUUGUUGUUAAUGUGUAAACCAGGUAUCAACAUCAUCAAGCCACAGGCCCAUUUAGUAUGUCAAGUCAAAACCUACGAUAUCGUUACAAGACAAAGCCGGUAAUGUGAGCGCCCUGUGCAUCAUUGUGUUGCGUUUGGGGUAUUUAUCCAUUUUCAUUAUUUUGCCUAAAAACACUUGUCAUAUAUUUUUGUAUAUUCACAUACUGUACAUUAGGUUUGAAGGGGGUGAACCCAAGAAUUUAUACGUUUAUUUCACAUAUUGUUGAAGUAUUUACAUACCAGAAAGAUACUACAUAAGCUGCCCAUGUGUAUUAUUUGUAUUACUAAUAUGUCGUAGAUGUUAAUAUGUUCCUUUUACAGUAACUCAAUACAUAUUUAUGUACAAUUAUUGUGUCGUGAAAAAUGUCAUUGCGAUUUUCUCUAAUAAGAGAUCAAAUAGUCACUGUGAGAAAAGUCACACCUGAGAAUUAUUUCCUUUCACAGCUUCUUCUGUUCAUGCGUUCAUCUCUGUUGAUCCUCUAGCAUCUCUAAUUCUGAGAUAAUAUUAAAGCAAGGUGUGUCAAUUUCCCCCAAAACAACACGUUUUCUUUUUUACUUCCAGUGGUCUCCAGCCUCGCAGAUUGUUAUGUUUCAUUUCACCAUGUUUCAUUUUUAUGAUGAGCAUAAGUUCAUGUGGAUUUAAAUUGAUUUGCAAAUUAUU